This is a messenger RNA of Parastagonospora nodorum SN15, 261 nucleotides long. RefSeq lists its product as hypothetical. The record is from RefSeq and is a predicted model, not a curated record. The transcript has 2 exons. The coding region runs from base 1 to 261 and encodes 86 amino acids. NCBI's taxonomy places the organism in Eukaryota, Fungi, Ascomycota, Dothideomycetes, Pleosporales, Phaeosphaeriaceae.
AUGUCUGACAUCUGUGGUUUCCAGGAAUUCCACGAUCUGACAUUACAAGCGCACAUCUUUCCUGGUCGCCGUCAUCAUCCUCGACCAAAGAUGGCUCAAGUCCAAACACUGCGAUACACAGUAUGGUAUAUGCCCCCUAGCACUAUGCCCAAGUUUUUGUUGAACCGACAGUGGGGCAACUGCUCUCUGGACGAAUUGCGUGCUUGCGUGUUUGUCUGCUUUUCUGUCCAUACUGCGGCUGAUGCCGUCCACGAGCGAUGA